Messenger RNA from Nymphalis io (European peacock), 2935 nucleotides. It is a transcript of the gene trus, whose product is annotated as programmed cell death protein 2-like. Gene Ontology annotation, cellular component: cytoplasm. The transcript has 8 exons. The record is from RefSeq and is a predicted model, not a curated record. Bases 113 to 1390 code for a protein of 425 amino acids. Lineage: Eukaryota; Metazoa; Arthropoda; Insecta; Lepidoptera; Nymphalidae.
CACGGUUAACGUGAACAAUUUCCACAAAAAUCAAUUGAGUAUUGUUUGAAUGUGCGAAAAGUGAAACAUGAAUGCAUACUACGCUGAAUUAUAAGAAAUAAUUUAUAGUAAAAUGGCGAAAAGCCAAUGCAAAGUCUACCUUGGUUACGAAGAAGAAAUAAUCAAUGAAAAGAAUAAAUUGCUGUUAAGCUAUACAACUAAUAAAAUUGGUGGACUGCCUAAUUGGCCCCCGUUAGAAAACAUUCAGUUUUCUACUAAAUGUCCAUUGUGCAAUUUACACAGGCUUUUAGUAGUUCAAUGCUAUGCCCCCUUAGAAGACUCAGUUUAUCAUCGUACAUUAUAUGUAUUUGCCUGUAUAAAUCCUUCUUGUUGGACUCAAUCUGAAAGCUGGAUUUGUGUACGAAGUCAGUUUCAAGAUAUACCAAGUAAGACCAGUACAGUUGUAAUUAUGCCAAACGCUGAAACAAACUUAAGCUGGUGCAGGGGCUCUGAUGAUUGGGACGAAAAUGAUAAUGGUGACUCAUCAAACGGAAAUGUUAUGAAUAUUGAUAAUAAUGGCAUUCAAAGACAUUCUGAUGAGGAAGAUGAAAGCAAUUCAUUUGAUUUGGAAAUAGUUGAACAUGCUCUCGAAAAUUUGCAAGUUGAUUCAAAUAAUGCUAAUAUGUCUCCAGUUCAAGGUGCUGUUGGUGAAGUAGCAGCCCCGGUACCGGCUGCUGAGCUUGAAGAGGAAGAUGAAUCAGGUCUUGUUAUUGCAGAAACACCUACCAUACCAAUGAACAAUAUGGCAUCUUUGUUUAACCAGACAGCAGAACUACCAACUGACAUUCGAAGUCGCCUUUUAAGUGGCCCACUGCAAUUUGUUUCAAAAUAUAUUUAUGUAGAAGAAGAAUGGAACAAGGCACAAAAUGAUGAUGAUAAAGUUACUGAAUUACUCAACAAAUACAAACGGGACAACGAAAUAGAAGUUGGCAGUGUAGCAGAUCGUGUAGCUUGCGCUCCCACUGAAGAUGAAGCUUACGAAGAUGCGACGCCUCUUCACGGUGACCGGCUAUUCCACGCUUUUCUCACUCGUCUGCACGCACAUCCGGGACAGAUUCUACGAUACACCCGAGAUGCUCCACCCCUCCUGGGAGCCCCAUUACCAACAUCAGAAAAUGCAUCGAAUUCUCCAUACAAGCCAAGUUUUUGUUUGCGCUGUGGUUCAAGACUCAUCUGCGAACUUCAACUCGUUCCUGGUUUUGCAGAUACUUUAUGUAUUUUUCCAAAUAAUAUAACACUGUCACACUUACACUUCUUAUCUGUCUUGAUAUUUACAUGUUCCAAAAGUUGCUGGCAACAAAAUGAUAAAUUGGUUGAAGAAAUGGUCAUAUUACAGCCAGAAGUCAUGUAAACAUUAAAAAAAAAAUCUCUCUUUAUGCCAAACUUUAGUAUAGGCAUGUUCAUUACAAGAAUUUAUGAUACCUUAAAUCAUAUAGACUGCUAAAAUCAUAGCCCUCCUUUGACUUUGCCGUAGUUGAAAAAAUUAGACAUAGGAGUAAUUGUCUUAUUUUAUUUUGAUGGAUUAUCUUUCAAAAAUCUCUAUAAAUUAUAUUUAAAUAUGUAUCAUAACUUUACUAUGCACAAUAUUACGUAGUAAACAUUUAACGUCCUCAAGUUAAGCCUUAUAUUAUUAGUGUUCCCUGUAAAUUAACCUCUUGGUUUUUUUUAUUUUUUUUUAUUGUUAGUAUAAAAUUAUACUGUUAUUUUUUUACGAAUUUCAUCUGUGAUUUUAAUGUCUUAUUAUAUAUUACCUUAUUAUUGUAAAAAAAUUAUAGUUUUUUCUGUCUAAUAUGUGUAGAGGCGGCACUUGCCUUGGCUUAGUUUUUAACCUUUAGUGUUUAUCUAAAUACCAAAAAUUAAACGGGGAUGUAUAUUUUCGCUAUUUGCCAUAUUUGAACCACAAUUCGGGCAAUAAUGCAACUACACAAACACGCUACUCCAAGUGCAGUGCCGCUGAUAAAAAGACGGAAUGGUCUUACAACAAAUAUAUUUACACAUAUAAAACAUCUUUAAGAAGGUUUUAUCUGAUGGAUAAGUGAUGUAGCUAUAACUAAUGAAUGUGAAUGUAAUGUAAAACAUUGUUAAUGCAUUUAAUAAUAUAACAUUUUGUCCAUAGAUCUUAGGCUUAAAAAAUAUAGAAAUAUAAUAGAUAUGCUAACAAACUUCAGCUUAUUUUAUGAACCAAAAUUAUACUUUAGUGAAUAACGAAAUUUUUAACAUAUUGUGCAAAACUGCUUACGAUUAGAAUUUUCGGACUACAUGAUACUAUCAUUUAAGCCCUUCCAUUUAUAAAAAUAUUCAUAAGUAAAAAAUUUGAAAUACUUAAAUAAAUUAAUAUGAUUAGACCUUUUUUUAAUCAUAAUUACAAACAUUAUAUUUAGUCAAUUCUGAAGUUGCAGCAAAUGACGUCACAGCAAAAUGCUAUAGUUAUAUACGGUACUAUAUAUAGUUAAGUCAAUGUUGCCGUUUUAGUUCUUUCUAGCAACAUUAUUUAAAAGGUGAACAGAAGGAUAGGUUUAUCUUUAAGGAGAUUAAUCAAUUGAAUCCUAAUUUAUUAGAUUGAUUUUCGGGAAUUCCCGUGUUGUUUAAGGCCAUAUUAGUUAUCUAGUAAUUACCAAUCAAAUUGUAUUUAUUAAAAUCUUUGUUUUGCUUGUUUGUUCUUUGGAGCUAUUAAAAUCUUAUUCAAUCCUUCGUAUGCCGGAGCGUAGAUAUGCGCUCGAACGUUAUCUCAUAGUUCAAUUAUUUUUGUUUUACACUACACUAGAGAAACAUAUACCUAGCUCUUUUUUAUCCAUAGUAAAUGAUAUAUAUUUGUCUUCCUCUCUCUUUUUUAUUAGAUUAUCAUUUCGACCAAUCAGUGACGACGAAUUGAAUUCACGUUGCAAAUUCGCGCGCC